Galeopterus variegatus (Sunda flying lemur) is the source of this 4111-nucleotide messenger RNA. RefSeq names its product axin 2 (gene AXIN2). The coding region runs from base 175 to 2715 and encodes 846 amino acids. Lineage: Eukaryota; Metazoa; Chordata; Mammalia; Dermoptera; Cynocephalidae. Gene Ontology annotation, biological process: negative regulation of canonical Wnt signaling pathway. The transcript has 10 exons. The record is from RefSeq and is a predicted model, not a curated record.
UUUUGAUUAGAUCAAUACCCUUUUCUCUCUCCCCACCUCCCCCUUUCCUUUUCUUUCCAGAGAGGAGGCUCAGAUGAGCCCCUGCUGACUUGAGAGAAAGAGAGACCACGCCGAUUGCUGAGAGGAACUGGAAGAAGAGAAAUCCACAAACUCAGUGAGAAGAGCUCCCUCACCAUGAGUAGCGCUGUAUUGGUGACUCGCCUCCCGGACCCCAGCAGCAGCUUCCGAGAGGAUGCCCCGCGACCCCCGGUUCCCGGGGAAGAAGGGGAGACCCCACCAUGCCCGCCCGGGGUGGGCAAGGGCCAAGUCACCAAGCCCAUGCCUGUCUCCUCCAAAGCCAGGCGGAACGAAGAUGGGUUGGGGGAGCCCGAGGGGCGGGCAUCCCCGGAUUCCCCUCUGACCAGGUGGACCAAGUCCUUGCACUCCUUGCUGGGCGAUCAAGACGGUGCUUACCUCUUCCGGACUUUUCUGGAGAGGGAAAAGUGCGUGGAUACCUUAGACUUCUGGUUUGCCUGCAAUGGAUUCAGGCAGAUGAACCUGAAGGAUACCAAAACUUUACGAGUAGCCAAAGCGAUCUAUAAAAGGUACAUUGAGAACAACAGCAUCGUCUCCAAGCAGCUGAAACCUGCCACCAAGACCUACAUAAGAGAUGGCAUCAAGAAGCAGCAGAUUGAUUCCAUAAUGUUUGACCAGGCACAGACUGAGGUUCAGUCGGUGAUGGAGGAAAAUGCCUACCAGAUGUUUUUGACUUCUGAUAUAUACCUCGAAUAUGUGAGGAGUGGGGGAGAAAACACAGCUUACAUGAGUAACGGGGGACUGGGGAGCCUAAAGGUCGUGUGUGGCUAUCUCCCCACUUUGAAUGAAGAAGAGGAGUGGACUUGUGCUGACUUCAAGUGCAAACUUUCACCCACUGUGGUUGGCUUGUCCAGCAAAACUCUGAGGGCUACAGCAAGUGUGAGGUCCACGGAAACUGUUGAAAAUGGAUACAGGUCCUUCAAGAGGAGCGAGCCCGUUAAUCCAUAUCAUGUAGGUUCCGGCUAUGUCUUUGCACCAGCCACCAGUGCCAAUGACAGUGAGAUAUCCAGUGACGCACUGACAGAUGACUCCAUGUCCAUGACGGACAGUAGUGUAGAUGGAAUCCCUCCUUACCGCGUGGGGAGUAAGAAACAGCUCCAGAGAGAAAUGCACCGCAGCGUGAAGGCUAACGGCCAAGUGUCUCUACCUCAUUUCCCGAGAACCCACCGCCUGCCCAAGGAGAUGACCCCUGUGGAGCCUGCCACCUUUGCGGCCGAGCUGAUCUCGCGGCUGGAGAAGCUGAAGCUGGAGCUGGAGAGUCGCCACAGCCUGGAGGAGCGGCUGCAGCAGAUCCGAGAGGAUGAAGAGAAGGAGGGGUCCGAGCUUGCGUUGGGCUCACGGGAGGGGGCUCCCACCCAGCACCCCCUCUCCCUCCUUCCAUCUGGCAGCUAUGAGGAGGACCCGCAGACCAUCCUGGACGAUCACCUGUCCAGAGUCCUUAAGACCCCUGGCUGCCAGUCACCUGGCCUAGGCCGCUACAGUCCCCGUUCCCGCUCCCCCGACCACCACCACCAUCAGCAGCACCAGCAGCCGCAGCAGUACCACUCCCUUCUUCUGCCCGGGGGCAAGCUGCCCCCCGCCUCCAUCCCACCGGGCACCUGCCCCCUCCUCGGGGGCAAGGGCUUUGUGACCAAGCAGAUGACGAAGCACGUCCACCACCACUACAUCCACCACCACGCCGUCCCCAAGACCAAGGAGGAGAUCGAGGCGGAAGCCACACAGAGGGUGCGCUGCUUCUGCCCCGGGGGCACCGAGUAUUACUGCUACUCAAAGUGCAAGGGACACCCCAAGGCUCCAGAGCCUGCACCCGGGGAGCAGUUUGGUGGCAGCAGAGGCAGUACCUUGCCCAAACGAAAUGGGAAAGGCAUGGAGCCGGGCCUGACCCUGCCCGCCAGGGAAGGAGGGACCCCCAGCGGAGCAGGGGCCCUGCAGCUUCCGGGGGAGGAAGGAGACAGGUCGCAGGAUGUCUGGCAGUGGAUGCUGGAGAGUGAGCGGCAGAGCAAGCCCAAGCCCCAUAGUGCCCAAAGCACAAAAAAGGCCUACCCCUUGGAGUCUGCCCGUGCGCCCCCAGGUGAACGAGCUAGCCGGCACCACCUGUGGGGGGGCAGCGGGCACCCCCGCACUGCCCCCCGCACCCACCCAUUUACCCAGGACCCUGCAAUGCCUCCCCUGACCCCACCCAACACCCUGGCACAGCUGGAGGAAGCUUGCCGCAGGCUGGCUGAGGUGUCGAAGCCCCCAAAGCAGCGGUGCUGUGUGGCCAGUCAGCAGAGGGACAGGAACCACUCGGUCACUGGACAGGCAGGAGCCACACCCUUCUCCAACCCGAGCCUGGCUCCAGAAGAUCACAAAGAGCCAAAGAAACUGGCAGGUGUCCACACGCUCCAGGCCAGUGAGUUGGUCGUCACUUACUUUUUCUGUGGAGAAGAAAUUCCAUAUAGGAGGGUGCUGAAGGCUCAGAGCUUGACCCUGGGCCACUUUAAAGAGCAGCUCAGCAAAAAGGGAAAUUAUAGGUAUUACUUCAAAAAAGCAAGCGACGAGUUUGCCUGUGGAGCGGUUUUUGAGGAGAUCUGGGACGACGAGACAGUGCUCCCCAUGUACGAAGGCAGGAUUCUGGGCAAAGUGGAGAGGAUCGAUUGAGCCUUGGGGGUCCGGCUUUGGCCAACUGUGGAGCCGAAGCGCAUGUGACCUGUCUUGGGCACGAGCGACCACGACAGAACACGUUGAAGGAAAACUAAACCAAUGAAGAAGACAAAGUCUAGGGAAGAAUUGGCCACUGGGCCUUGGGGAGGGUGGGAGGGGGUGAUUUUCAUUAUUCACGAGCUGAGUACUGAGAUAAGAGAAGCCUGAACUAUUUAUUACAAACAUGACCACUCUUGACUGGUGAAGAUGCUGACUGUUUGAGAGGCUGCCAUGCAUAAUAUAUGACUUGCUAGGGAUCUGCAAUCCACCAACUACGAGAAGCUGUGUACAGCUUACCUGGACAGGAACCUUACUGAUAUUUAUUGAACCAUUGAUUUCCCCCAUCCCCAGUUUGUGAUAUGCUGCUUUAAACGUGGAAGGGGGAGUGAGGGAGUUUUAAUUGUUCUGUCUGACCUUAGGAGUUGAGCUAGGAGUGCGUGCAUAACCUUCAUUCACAGGGGAGUAGGCUUUGCACUGCGUUUCUCCAAGUGAAGACAGACUGUUUUAAAUGGUGCCCUACCAUUGACACACACAAAUUGGUGCAUUUUUUUUUUCUAUGCUGCUCUAUUUUGUCAUAAAGGUCUUGAGGGUUGACUGUGUGGCAAUGUCAUCGCCAUUUUGGGGUUGUCACGUUGGAUGGGAGGAUCCGUUGUGGAGGAGGUGGGGGAGCCUCGUUGUGGCCCCAGGUUUAUCCUGUGACUGAGGUUCCUCAUCUUGAAGCCCCCCACCCCCAGGCCCAGGGCCCAGUGGCUGAGGCCUGUUAGAAUCACUGUCUGGUGGUUCAAGCUUGUGCUUUUAUUGAAAUGACAGUUCCUUGGUUUUUGGUGUUUGGGUUUUUUUUUUUAAAGCCUUUGGACCACAGCCAUUCAGGAAACUACCCCCGUGCCCCGCAAAGAAGUGAACAGUUGUGGGGAGACCCAGCAGCACCUUUCCUCCAGACACCUUCAUUUCGAUGUUCGGGUUUUUGUGUUAAGUUAAUCUGUACAUUCUGUUUGCCAUUGUUACUUGUACUAUACGUCUGUAUAUAGUGUACGGCAAAAGAGUAUUAAUCCACUAUCUCUAGUGCUUGACUUUAAAUCAGUACAGUACCUGUACCUGCACGGGGACCCACGCCGUGUGUCGCCCUAUAUUGAGGGCUCAAGCCUUCCCUUGUUUUUUGAAAGGGGUUUAUGUAUAAAUAUAUUUUAUGCCUUUUUAUUACAAGUCUUGUACUCAAUGACUUUUGUCAUGGCAUUUUGUUCUACUUAUACUGUAAAUUAUGCAUUAUAAAGAGUUCAUUUAAGGAAAAUUACUUGGUACAAUAAUUAUUGUAAUUAAGAGAUGUAGCCUUUAUUAAAAUUUUAUAUUUUUCAAA